UUGCAGAUAAAGGUGACGAUGGCCACCUCCAGCUGGGAUAAGUUUAUCCUACUGCUUUGGAAGAACUGGAUCAUCCAGAAGCGCCAUUACGUGCAGACACUGUUCGAAAUUCUGAUACCGGCCAUUGCCUGCGCGGUGCUGAUAGUCGUCCGUGGGCUCGUCGAUGCGGAUGUCUACGAUGAACCGACCACAUGGAAACCGCUGGAAAUAAACACCGUACGGCAUAUGAUGCCAGAAUUGAACCCUAACAUAACGCCACCCAUCACGUUCAUAUUAGCGUACAGUCCGGAAUCUCCACUAACGGAAAGGAUUAUGAGAAGGGCCGUAGAUCAGAUAGUGGAACCGAUCGAUAUCAUUGGUUUCGAGACGGGCCAGCGCAUGGAGGACUUCUUCCGACUAAACUACUCUCUAGCGGGUGUAGAAUUUCCGGAAAAUUACCGUACCAUGGAUACACUGCCGAACAAUGUUACCGUGGCGUUACGAUUCCCGGGCGAAAUGCGAACGUUGCAGGAUGACUUUACCGCCUUCUGGGCGAACUGGGCUACGGAGCUGAUGUUUCCAGCGUUUCAAAUCGCAGGUGCUCGCGAGCGGGAACGUGACGAUGCGGGAUAUCCGGCGAAUUACUAUAAUGAAUCCUUCAUCGCGGUACAAAGUGCUGUCUCAAGGGCGAUCAUUUUGGAGCGAGACCCUUCGUUUGCGCUACCGGACAUAUAUCUGAAUCGCUUCCCCUACCCACCGUACUACAGUGAUCCUCUGCUAACAGGGUUCGAAAAUCUGCUCCCGCUUAUCAUUGUGAUCGCGUUCUUCUACACCGCCAUCAACACCGUCAAGUACAUCACGGUCGAGAAGGAAAAGCAGCUAAAGGAAGCGAUGAAGAUUAUGGGCCUACCGAGCUGGCUGCAUUGGUCCGCCUGGUUCGUCAAGUGUCUGCUGCUUCUGAUCGUAUCGAUCUCACUGAUUGUCAUACUGCUCUGCGUCAACAUGACCACCAACACCGACCUAUCGAUCUUCGAGUACGCCGAAUGGACGGUCGUCUGGUUCUAUCUGUUCGUGUUCAGCAUCACAACGAUCUGCUUCUGCUUUAUGGUGAGCACGUUCUUCUCCAAGGCAAACAUUGCGGCCGGCAUUGCCGGUUUGCUCUGGUUCAUCUUGAUCGUGCCGUACAACAUUGCGUUUUCGAACUACGACGACAUGACGGCCGGUGCCAAGCUCGCUCUCUGUCUCUUCUCCAACUCGGCCAUGUCGUUCGGGUUUAUGCUGAUGAUGCGCCACGAAGGUACGGCAACGGGGCUGCAGUGGUCGAACCUGUUCGAUCCCGUGUCGGUGGAUGAUGAUUUUUCUGUCGGCGAUACGAUGAUCAUGCUGCUGAUUGAUGCACUCAUCUAUCUGCUGAUUGCACUGUACGUGGAGAAGGUGUUCCCAGGCGAUUUUGGCAUUGCGGAACCUUGGUACUUCCUGUACACGAAGAAGUUCUGGUGCAAAGAAAAGCAGCAAAAGUCCGAACCGGUAUCGAUAAUGGAUAGUAUACGGGAGGACUUCAAUAGACAGAAAACGACCAAUCUUGAGCGUGAACCGGACGGCAAGUACGCUGGCAUCCGGAUACGCAAGCUGAGGAAAGAGUUCCAGAAAAACAAGGUGGCCGUCCAGGGGCUGGAUCUUAACAUGUACGAGGAUCAGAUCACGGUACUGCUCGGACACAAUGGUGCUGGCAAAACGACUACCAUGUCCAUGCUGACCGGCAUGUUUUCACCCUCAUCCGGAACGGCUCUGGUGAAUGGGUACGAUAUACGGAACAAUAUAGACGCUGUGCGAGGAUCGCUCGGACUCUGUCCACAGCAUAACGUCCUGUUCAACGAGAUGACCGUAGCGGAGCACAUCGAAUUCUUCGCCCGCCUCAAGGGUGUCCCGAGAAACAAAAUUAAGGAAGAGAUUCGUCACUACGUGCAGUUGCUCGAGCUGGAAGAUAAACUCAACAAACAGUCCCACACACUUUCCGGUGGUAUGAAGCGUAAGCUCUCCGUUGGAAUAGCACUUUGCGGUGGUUCGAAGGUGGUACUUUGCGAUGAACCUACAUCCGGUAUGGAUCCUUCCGCCCGGCGCGCUCUGUGGGAUCUGCUGAUUAAAGAAAAGCAAGGCCGUACCAUCCUGCUGUCGACGCAUUUUAUGGACGAGGCAGAUAUUCUCGGCGAUCGAAUUGCGAUCAUGGCGGAAGGCGAGCUGAAAGCGUGCGGAUCUUCCUUCUUCCUCAAGAAACGCUUCGGUGUCGGCUAUCGGUUGAUCUGUGUGAAGGGUGCGAACUGUGAUCGUGGUCGGCUGACAGGAUUACUCCGCAAACACAUACCCAACAUCAACAUCGACACGGACAUCGGAUCGGAGCUGUCGUACGUGCUGAAUGAAGACUACACUGCCGUGUUUGAGGAUCUGCUUCGCGAACUCGAAGACAACGUCGAACAGUGCGGCAUAACAAGCUACGGCAUUUCGCUGACCACACUCGAGGAAGUGUUUUUGCGUGUCGGCAGUGAUUCGUACGCGCUGGAUCAAAAGUCCGGCUCGAAUGAUAUCGAGCAAGAUAGUAACGGAGCAACACUGAUGGGUGAUUCAACCGUCACGAUGAAUCAGACGAGUGAUACACAGCCACUGUUGGGUGGUUCGGGGCUCGUGUGGAAUCAGCUGUUUGCGAUGCUGCUGAAGAAGUUUAUUUCCACCAAAAGAAGCUGGGUGCAGAUGCUGGUGCAGGCAUUGAUACCGAUCUACUUCGUAAUAGUGACCGUCAUUAUUGUACGAACAUUCCCUGGCCAGACAGACUUACCACCGAUACCAAUCAACGUGUACAAUUACAGUGAGACAAACACGAUCCUUGAGGCGUCAACACCGAGUCCGUUUGUGGAUGGGUUUAGAUCGGUGUUUGGAUCGUACCCGAGCACACAUCGGUUACGGAUCAUCGAGACGGAUAUCGUGAAGUAUAUACUGGAUCUGUCCGUCGAGAAUAUAGGUCUUGUUAAUCGAGAGUUCAUGGCGGCAGCAUCGAUCACGAGCACGAAUCAUACCGUUUGGUGGAAUCCGACAGGUUUCCACACUGCACCGUUGGCGCUGAAUUUCAUGUACAACGCUAUCAUCAAGUCAAUCAACACCAACUUUGAGAUUACCAUCAUCAACAAACCGCUACCCUUCAAGGCCGAAACGAGAUUCACUCAGCUGCAAGCAGGCAACAACCUCGGCUUCCAGAUCUCGUUCAACACCGGCUUCGCGAUGUCCUUCAUUGCCGCACUGUACAUAAUGUUCUACAUCAAGGAGCGCACGAGUCGUGCCAAACUGCUCCAGUUCGUCAGCGGUAUCAAUGUGUUUACGUUCUGGAUCGUGUCCUUCCUGUGGGACUUCUUCACGUACAUCAUUACCGCACUGAUCUACAUUGCAACGCUUGCCGCCUUCCAGGAGGAGGGUUGGGCCACAUUCGAAGAGCUCGGCCGCGUGUUCCUCGUGUUGCUAGUGUUCGGGAUAGCGUUCCUGCCCGUUACCUAUCUCUUCUCGUUCUGGUUCGAGGUGCCGGCGACCGGUUUCGUCAAGAUGAUGAUAGUGAACAUAUUUAGCGGAACAAUCUUCUUUACCGCCGUGUUUCUGCUCGGAUUCGAUGGGUUCGAUCUGAAAGACGUUGCGAACGGGCUCGAGUGGGCAUUCAUGAUCUUCCCACUGUUUUCGCUAAGCCAAAGUCUUAGCAACAUUAACGUCCUGUCGACGACGGAAUCGGUCUGCCGGGAGCAGUGCACGGAAGAGACGGCUGUCCUAUGCUCGAAGGAGUACAUCUGUAGCCUGCUGCCCCAGUGCUGCGAUACGAACAUCUUCUCGUGGGAAACGACCGGUAUUAAUCGGCAGCUGCUGUACAUGGGGAUGGUUGGGCUGAUCGGGUUCCUGAUACUGAUGGGCAUCGAGUUUCGUGUGGUGGAACGUAUGCUUAAGCGUCGCAAGCGAGCUACCGGCCCGCUGGCACCGGUUAGCGAAGAUUCCGCACUGGAUGAUGAUGUUUGGGAAGAGAAACGGCGCGUCAAAUCACUCUCGGAUGGUGAGCUCGCUAACAAAAAUCUGGUCGCAAGUGAACUGACGAAAUAUUACGGCAAAUUCUUGGCGGUGAAUCAACUCUCCGUUUCGGUGGAAGGUUCGGAAUGCUUUGGACUGCUGGGUGUUAAUGGUGCCGGUAAGACGUCCACGUUCAAGAUGCUUACGGGCGACGAAAACAUCUCGGCCGGUGAAGCGUGGGUCAAGGGUAUAAGUCUCAAGAGUAACCUCAACCAGGUGCACAAAGUGAUCGGCUACUGUCCGCAGUUUGAUGCACUGCUGGAGGAUCUUACCGGACGGGAGACGCUGAAGAUAUUCGCUCUGCUGCGCGGUAUUCCCAAGGAUGAGAUUGGAUUCGAAACGGUACGACUGGCGGAGGAGCUGAACUUCAUGAAGCACAUCGACAAGCGCGUGAAGGAGUACAGUGGUGGUAACAAGCGCAAGCUAAGCACGGCACUGGCCCUGCUGGCAAAUCCGGCCGUCGUGUAUCUGGACGAACCGACCACGGGGAUGGAUCCCGGUGCAAAGCGUCACCUGUGGAACGUUAUCAUCAACGUGAAAAAGGCAGGCAAAUCGAUCGUGCUUACCUCGCACAGUAUGGAAGAGUGUGAAGCGCUCUGCACACGGCUAGCGAUUAUGGUGAACGGUGAGUUUAAAUGUCUCGGCUCAACGCAGCACCUGAAGAACAAGUUCUCCAAGGGUUACUUCCUGACGAUCAAGCUUAACCGUACCGGUGACGGUUCCGCCGCUAAUGCCGAUCCGGUAAAACAGUUCGUGGCGCACAACUUCUCCCAAGCGGUACUCAAGGAGGAAUACCACGACUCGCUUACCUAUCACAUCACACAAUCCGAGCUCAAGUGGUCCACCAUGUUCGGGCUGAUGGAGGAAGCGAAAAAGACACUCGACAUCGAAGAUUACGCACUGGGGCAGACAUCGCUUGAACAAGUGUUCCUGUUCUUCACAAAAUACCAGCGAGUUACGGAUGAAAAUUAG
Messenger RNA from Anopheles maculipalpis, 5043 nucleotides. RefSeq names its product phospholipid-transporting ATPase ABCA3-like. Bases 19 to 5043 code for a protein of 1674 amino acids. The transcript has 6 exons. The record is from RefSeq and is a predicted model, not a curated record. Gene Ontology annotation, cellular component: intracellular membrane-bounded organelle; membrane. Gene Ontology annotation, molecular function: ATP hydrolysis activity; lipid carrier activity; ABC-type transporter activity. Gene Ontology annotation, biological process: lipid transport; transmembrane transport. NCBI's taxonomy places the organism in Eukaryota, Metazoa, Arthropoda, Insecta, Diptera, Culicidae.